ACUGACGCGUGAAGAGUGUGCGACCGACCUAGCAGAUGUCGGAUCGGAUUGUCAUCGGCGGGUAUAGGAUUAUCGGUUCCCAGAUCUAUACAACGAGAUCGGAUAGCUCCGGUUGUAAAUCUGUACCCAAUGGUGCUUGGAUCUCGCUCCCUUCUGAGGGACGGAAAUUCCGAGUUCCACGGCGAGGUUCGACAAAGGCCCAAGUAAUCUAAUCGCCGGCGUCAGUGCCGAGUGGUAGACAAGGGGGCUCCCAAGAACAAACACAUUCCAGACGCGUUCGGUCUUCGCAUUCCUCCUCCUACCCAGCACCCAUGGCGGGAGGCUCCUCCUCCUCCUCUUCCUCGUCCUCGACGGGCCCAUCCCUGGUGGACUCGCUGUUCCAGCGCUCCCUGGAUGACCUGAUCAAGUCCCUGCGCUCCCAGCCCGUCGGCGCCGAGCCCGCCCUCCUCUCCCGCGCCCUCGCCGAGAUCCGCCGCGAGAUCCGCUCCCCGGACCCCGACACCAAGGCCGUCGCCCUCCAGAAGCUCACCUACCUCUCCUCCAUCCACGGCCUCGACGCCUCUUGGGCCGCCUUCCACGCCCUCGAGCUCCUCCCUUCCCCCUCCCCCCUCCACAAGCGCCUCGCCUACCUCGCCGCCUCCCUCUCCUUCCACCCCUCCACCACCGACGUCCUGCCCCUCGCCACCCACCAGCUCCGCAAGGACCUCUCCCCCUCCUCCCCUCCCAACUUCUCUUCCCUCGCCCUCCACCUCCUCUCCCUCUCCGCCUCCCCCGACCUCGCCCGCCACCUCGCCCCCGACAUCCUUCCCCUCCUCUCCCCCCGCGCUAGCAGCACCACCACCAACACCAAGAACAACAAUAACAAUUCUUCCCCUCUCCGCCCCAAGGCUGCCGUCGCCACCCUCCACGCCCUCUCCCUCUGCCCUGACGUCGUCCCCCUCCUCGUCAAGCCCCUCGUCGACUGCCUCUCCUCCCCCGACCCCCGCGUCGUCUCCGCCGCCGUCGGCGCCUUCGCCGAGCUCGUCUCCGCCACCGACCCCUCUCCCUACCUUCCCCUUGCCCCCGAGUUCUACCGCCUCCUCACCGACUCCCGCAACAACUGGGUCCUCAUCAAGCUCCUCAAGAUCUUCGCCCGCCUCGCCCCCCUCGAGCCCCGCCUCGCUGCCCGCCUCGUCGACCCCCUCUGCGACCUUAUCCGCCGCUCCUCCGCCCAGUCCCUCGUUCUCGAGUGCGUCCGCACCCUCUUCUCCGGCUUCCCCGACCACGACCGCGCCUUGCGCCUCGCCGUGGAUAAGGUCAAGGAGUUCCUCACCAACGACGAUGACCCCAACCUCCGAUACCUUGGGCUACGCGCCCUCACGAUUCUCGGGCCGCGGAACUCCUGGGGCGUGGUAGAGAGCAGGGAUUCCGUGAUCCAGUCCCUCGCCGAUCCCGACCCCAACAUCCGCCACGAGGCCCUGCGCCUCAUCAUGGGGAUGGUGUUCGACACCAACGUCGUCGAGAUCUCCGUCAUGUUGGUCAACUACGCCAUGAAGUCCGACCCCGUGUUCGCCAACGAGAUGCUCGACGCGGUUCUCACCACCUGCGGGAGGAAUGUGUACGAGCUGAUCGUGGAUUUCGAUUGGUAUGUCUCGCUUCUCGGGGAGAUGGCCAGGAACCCACACUGCGCUAAGGGGGAGGAGAUCGAGCGGCAGCUCGUGGAUAUUGGGCUGAGGGUCAGGGACGCGAGGCCGGAGCUCGUCCGCGUGGCUCGAGAUCUUUUGAUCGAUCCUGCUCUGCUCGGCAACCCAUUUCUCUGGAGGAUACUGUCUGCGGCUGCUUGGGUUUCGGGGGAGUAUGUCGAGUUCUCGACGAACUGGUUGGAGCUUGUUGAGGCACUGCUGCAGCCGAGGACUAGUCUUCUUCCUCCAUUGGUGAGAGCUGUUUAUAUUCAGGCAGUGUUUAAAGUUCUUGCCUUUUGUUUCAGUUCAUACAUCGAUCAACUAGAAGCCAGUCAAGUUUCAUCUCUUGGCCAUUCAACCACCGUAGGAGGGUCUACUAUAGAAUGUAAUGCUGCUUCUGCUAAUUGCUUAUCUGAUGAUAUUACUGGGACGGAGAGUGCUGAUGGCUUUGCUACUGCUGACAAACCUGCCUCUUUAUUAAGUUUGUUAGAGAAGAAAGAUCCCUUCUUUACACGUGAAUCUCUUAAACGCAUUCUAUAUUUGAUCGAAACAGCAGUCGGUCCGCUAUCAGAGAAUGAUGAUGUAGAGGUUCAGGAGCGGGCAAGGAAUGUUCUUGGUUUGAUUCAUAUGUUGCAAGAGAUUCCAGCUUGGAAGACUGAGGAGGAGGGCUUUAAAAAAGAUAAAGAUAACGGGGUUGGUAAAAUUAUGAACCUUAUGCAAGCAAUGUUUUCCGAAGAGAUAGGUCCAGUUUCUGUGAAUGCUCAAAAGAGAGUUCCUGUACCUGAGGGUCUUGUUCUUGAGGAAAAUCUUUCUGAUCUUGCCAUGAUAUUAACUGAGGGUGAUAUUGCUCCAUCCAUGUCAAUUUCAUUUACCCUUCGAAGUCAUCAACACAUGGAGACCAAGGAUGAAGCCGCACCAUCAGUUCAGUCAACAUAUCUGCUUGCUGAACACCGUAAACGUCAUGGACUGUAUUACCUUCCUGCAGAGAAAGAUGAGACUGAAUUGAAUGAUUUCCCCCGUGCUUAUGACCCUCUGCUGCCAGUCAGUCACAGUGAUGCCACAGAGGACCUUGUAAAGCUCACCGAGCAAUCGCUGAUUCCCAGAAAGGUAAAGCAUACAAAGCCACGUCCCAUAGUGUUAAAAAUGGAUGAAGGUGAUGGAGUCUUGCCAUCUGCUUUAACAACCGUGAAGGAAUCAAAAGAUGAUAUGCUAUCUGGUGCAAUACAUGAGGUUCUUUUGGGCAAUGAAGGCAAACCAUCUUCAUCACAAAAAGGGUCUUCAAACAAGUCUUCUGGAAGAAGAAUGAAAGGAGUGUCAGAUAAUAGUGAAUCUGUUCCUCAGUCAAAAGAAAAUCUAGAUUUGGGUGAUAGAGAAAAUCGGAGUUCAAGUUCUAGGAGGAGUCAACAUCGUAGUCAUGGUAAAGGGAGGCAUAGGAGUUCUCAGAAUAAUGAGGAAAAAGAAGAGAAAAGUCAUAGGAACUCAACAAGGAGUGGUCAUCAUCAUGAAAGACAUGAGCAUAGACAAAGAGGGGAGACUCCUCUAAAUGCAGUUCCACAGGCACCAGCCAUCCAAGAUCUCCUUUUGUGAUUGAUUCUAGUCUGUUUGGUGCAUUUGCUUAUCCAGUUGUAGUUUUGGAGAAAUUUGGAUGAUGUGAUCGCAAUAUUGUUUGUUGCCCCAUCUGCAAAGUCGCUCAAGGGAGAAUAUGGACUUGCAUUCUUCUGGAACUUGGAAUUUUGAAACUUGAUCUCCUUCUCUGUUGUAGAAGAUGAAUCGUACACAUUUGGUGGACCAUGUGCUUCAGUGCCUCUCUUAAUGGCUACCUUUGUAGGUUGGUUUAUUGAAAUGCAAAUGUGGUACUCUAUGAUCAGCAAAGAGGUCGUUUGAACUCUAAUCAACUCUGCAAGUAUUGGUUCGUCUCCACUUGUCAAAAGAUAGUCUGUUCCAGAACACUUAAUGGAGAUGGUAUUGCUUGUGGCUCUGCAAUGAAAGUUAUCCUUAUACAGCCUGUUGCAGGUUGAGAACCUAUAUCUAGCACGAUUCAACUUGAAGACAUUUAACAGUGAGCUUGGGUUCCUUGUAUGCUGCAAAAACAGACCACUAUUUGUUUUAUGCUGUGAUAUUUUGUGCAAUCCCCUGUUCCAUGUUCUACCUUCUUCAUAGGGUUUUCAGAUAGAGGUCCUACUCUGGAUGUGUAAUUCCUGAACUACUUGUGUCAUUUUGUUUGUGAUAUAAAAUUUUUAAUUCUAGGUUGAGCAUAGAGUAGGUGGUGGUCCCUUGGUUAUGGAUUUUAAGCAGUGAUUCAGGGCUUGUCCUGCCUGUUGAAGUUAAAGAUAAAACAAGGAAAAAAUAAGCUGUAAUUUGGAGAUCUUUCACUUGCAUUCUUUUGGUUCUAUACAUUUAGGCUUUCUACAA
This is a messenger RNA of Phoenix dactylifera (date palm), 4073 nucleotides long. RefSeq names its product AP-3 complex subunit delta. Lineage: Eukaryota; Viridiplantae; Streptophyta; Magnoliopsida; Arecales; Arecaceae. Gene Ontology annotation, biological process: Golgi to vacuole transport; protein targeting to vacuole. Gene Ontology annotation, cellular component: membrane coat; AP-3 adaptor complex; endosome membrane. The record is from RefSeq and is a predicted model, not a curated record.